GGUGAUGUGGAUGAGCAUAAUAAAGCCAGCUCCCAUUCUCUGGCAAACACACAACAGAGGUUUUGGUGUCCUAGCCUAAAGCUGCUGAAUUACAGUUGUGUGUACUCUCAUUGACACUUUGAGCAUCAUGAAGAUUACAGACAGUCAUAUGAUCAGGUUUCACCUUAGAGCCAUUCAUGGGAUCGCUGUAAAGAGUUGUGAGAAGAAAAUGAAGAGACCAUUCAUAGGUAGUAGAAAGAUGUUUGGGGUUCCUCUUGAGAAUUUACCAAGACGCUACAUUCCUGAGUUUGGACUGGUGCCAUGCUUUUUGGUAGAUGCUUGCUUAUGCCUUCUGGAGCGAGCUGGAACUGUGGGCCUGUUCAGAAAACCAGGCUCUCUUCCUCGCAUUAAGACCCUCAGGUUCUGUUUCCUGGUUUCAGGCUAAGCUGAAUCGUGGUGAGGGGUGUCUAUCCACAGCCCUCCCCUAUGAUGUGGCCAGUCUCAUCAAACAGUUUUGCAGGGAGCUUCCAGAGCCCCUGUUUCCCUCUGAGCUACAUGAUGCCUUGCUCAAGGCCCAGGAACUGCCCACUCUGCAGGAGAGGACCUCGGCCAUCCAGCUGCUGUCCUGCUUACUUCCUGCAAGAAACGCCUCCUGCCUGCACUACCUCUUUAACUUCCUCUCCAAAAUCUCCCAGAGAUGUGCUGACAACUUGAUGACCAGCUCUAACCUUGCUGUAGUCUUCACUCCAUGCCUCCUGCCGCCUCCCAACAAGGCAGAGAUGUCUGAAGACCGCCUUGAACUUCGAGUUCUCGUGCUACGCACCUUCAUCGAGAAUCCUCACUUAUUUGGUGUGAUUCCUAAGGCUGUAAUGGAUAGUAUGGAAUUUGUGACAGAUUUCCACCUCCUACAAGACCCACACACUAAAAAAAGGAAUAGAAGGAGGCGCAGUCUACAUGUGACACCAUCUGACAAGACUGGGCCCUGGACUCCUGUGAGGUCAAAGGCAGGGACUCCGUCAGUCUCUGAGCAGAAUCAGGCAUCCAGGUCUUCAACCAAACAGUCCCUGAGGAGGAGUAAAGGUCUUGAAAACUUCCCCAGUGUCCUGCCUUAUAGGAUCUACACAGAUCAAAGUUUCAGCCCAGAGACAGCUUUCAGGGACAUAAGUAGCCCUGUCAAUAAAGAGGCAUGCAGGACUCCUUAUGAGAGAUUCAAAAGAAAAUUGUGUGCCAUUGGCGGUUUGACCAAGUUCACCAGAGGACAAGACACAGGCAGCUCUCCUGUGCCCGCUGGUGAGGGAAGAACACACCAAACUGCUUGGAGAAGACGCUCCACCUGAAUGUUGGCCCAUAUUCAUACAGUACCUUAAAAUGUAGCUGUGGAUACAAGAGCAGUUUCCCUUUUUAUGUCAUUUUUAUUAUUUUUCAUGUGAGGUGGCACUCAUCAGUAGUCCCAUGCCAGGACAUUAUAUAGCAAGACAUAUUCAUGUCGUAUUUUAACAUGUUUUAUGUAUUCAUGAUUACUGUGUUCAUUUUUUUUUUUUUUUUUUUUUUAUACAGUAAAUUAUUCUGUGCAACAAAGCUUUGCUAUGUAAUUUACCAUCCAGUGAAUAAACAGCCUAUUUUAAAUUA
Molecule: messenger RNA, 1608 nt
Organism: Myripristis murdjan (pinecone soldierfish)
Lineage: Eukaryota; Metazoa; Chordata; Actinopteri; Holocentriformes; Holocentridae
Product: rho GTPase-activating protein 11B-like
Exons: 8
Coding region: 315-1316 (333 amino acids)
Biological process (GO): signal transduction
Molecular function (GO): GTPase activator activity
Source: RefSeq, a predicted model, not a curated record